This is a messenger RNA of Cladophialophora bantiana CBS 173.52, 1308 nucleotides long. RefSeq lists its product as uncharacterized. The transcript has 8 exons. Lineage: Eukaryota; Fungi; Ascomycota; Eurotiomycetes; Chaetothyriales; Herpotrichiellaceae. The coding region runs from base 1 to 1308 and encodes 435 amino acids. The record is from RefSeq and is a predicted model, not a curated record.
AUGGCUGUCAACAACUGGGUCUGGUUCGGACCGCUGUCCUUCCUGGUCGCAUUGUUCGGCCUCUUCUACGCAUACCCGUACCCGGUCUUGAAUCUGUAUGGUGGACGACUGGCGGAUGCGACGAUCCAUACGACGCAUCUGCGUCAUGGCCCAUUGAACAAUGACAAAUGCUGGACGAAUCCUCUUGGUAAAGCCUGCGAGGACGUCCGCAUCCAUCAUCCGUCAGCAACUGCUUUCCUAGCAUGCGGCUAUCCCGAGACCCGAGAAGCGUUCUAUCCGCCGUUGAACCGCCACGACACCAUGAGCGCGGACAGCUAUCACGAGUACUUUUUGAAAUACGAUAUCAAGACGGACAAAGCCACCAAGCUGACAAUCGAGGGCAUCGAUUCCUCGCACGACCUAAUCUUGCAUGGCAUUGACAUUUUUGUGCCGAAAGACGACGACUCUAAGAUCUACCUCUUCGCCGUCAACCACGAUCGCAAAGGAGAAGCCAUCGUCCUGUUCUCCCACACCAUCGGCUCCGAUGUGUUGACGUACGUUCGCGAAUUCAAGCAUCCAGCUAUCAAGACACCCAAUGCCGUGGCCGCGACGAGCUUGAGCUCCUUCUUCAUCACCAACGACCACUACUUCUACGGCGGCGGGCCAUUGGCAACCAUCCUCCGCAGCCACGAAGACCACUGGGGACCGUGGAAAUGGGCCUCAGACGUUGUCUACUGCAACGCCUCGUCGGACCCGUCGUCCCACGAGAUCGACUGCAAGACCGUCUCGCCACCGAACGCCCACCCGAGCGCAAACGGCGCUCUUCUGGUCGACGAUGGGAAGACACUGAUGGUGAACGAUGUCGUCGAGGCGACGACCACGAUUUACGACGUCGACCCCGAGACCAAGACGUUGACUGUGAGGAAGAAAGUCCCCAUUCCGUCCCGGGAAGGGAUCUGGAUCUGGCAAGGCGCAGAUCCAACUAAGAGGGCUGACUGGCUGAUUGCGCGAACACAGCAACUCGGCGCCGCGGCGGACAACCUCUCACUCAUACCUGGAACAGAAGACAUUGCAGUGUGCAUCUUCCCCGACGUCCUGGCCCUCAAAGCGCGCCUGAGCGGCGACCACCUCCUCGACUACGGCUUCAAGGGCGAGGCGGGCAUCCUGCGCCUGGUCAAGGCGCGCAACUACGAGCCCGAGCUGCUGUACUGGGACGACGGGUCGCUGAUCACCGUGCUGACCGGCGCCGCUGUGGACCCCGUGCACGGCAAGGUCAUCGCCGGCGGCGUCGUCGAGAGGUAUUUUAUUGUUUGCGAUAUUGAUGUCUGA